Chlorocebus sabaeus (green monkey) is the source of this 1203-nucleotide messenger RNA. The record is from RefSeq and is a predicted model, not a curated record. NCBI's taxonomy places the organism in Eukaryota, Metazoa, Chordata, Mammalia, Primates, Cercopithecidae.
AUGUACAAAGACUCCGUGGCUUUUGAGGAUAUGGCUGUGAACUUUACCCAGGAGGAAUGGGCUUUGCUAGAUUCUUCUCAGAAGAAUCUCUUCAGAGAAAUGAUGCAGGAAACCUGCAGGAACCUGGCUUCUGUAGGAAACAAAUGGAAAGACCAGAAUAUUGAAGAUCACUUCGAAAAACCUGGGAAAGAUAUCAGAAAUCAUAUGGUACAGAGUCUGUAUGAAAGCAAAGAAGGUAGUCAGUAUGAUGGACAAGUUGUCAGCCAAAUUCCAAAUCUUGAUCUGAAUGAGAACAUUUCUACAGGAUUAAAACAAUGUGAAUGCAGUAUUUGUGGAAAAGUCUUUGUACGUCAUUCCCUCCUUAAUAGGCAUAUCCUAGCUUACUCAGGAUACAAACCAUAUGGAGAGAAGCAAUAUAAAUGUGAACAGUGUGGGGAAUUCUUUGUUUCUAUUCCAGGUGUUAGAAGAUACAUGAUAAUGCACAGUGGAAAUCCAGCUUAUAAAUGUACGAUAUGUGGGAAAGCUUUUUAUUUUCUCAAUUCAGUUGAAAGACAUCAGAGAACUCACACAGGAGAAAAACCCUAUAAAUGUAAACAAUGUGGUAAAGCAUUCACUGUUUCCGGUUCUUGUCUAAUACAUGAACGAACUCACACUGGAGAGAAACCCUACGAAUGUAAGGAAUGUGGGAAAACAUUCAGAUUUUCUUGUUCUUUUAAGACUCAUGAAAGGACUCACACUGGAGAAAGACCCUAUAAAUAUACCAAAUGUGAUAAAGCCUUCAGCUGUUCCACUUCCCUUCAUUACCAUGGAAGCAUUCAUACUGGAGAGAGACCCUAUGAAUAUAAACAAUGUGGCAAAGCCUUUAGUUGUUUGUGUUCCCUUUGUAACCAUAGAGGUACUCAUAGUGGAGAGAAACCCUAUGAAUGUAAACAAUGUGACCAAGCCUUCAGUCGCCUCAGUUCCCUUCACCUCCAUGAAAGAAUUCAUACUGGAGAAAAACCCUAUGAAUGUAAGAGAUGCGGUAAAGCCUACAUUCGUUCCAGUCACCUUACUCGCCAUGAAAGAAGUCAUGAUAUGGAGGCUGGGUGUAGUGACUUAGCCUAUAAUCCCAGCACUUUGGGAGGCCAAGGUGUGUGUAUUGCUUGAGCCCAGGAGUUCACAACCAGCCUGGAUUAAAACAAUGUGAAACAAGCUGGGCAACAU